AUGAUGCCAGUCCUGCCGCAUCGUUCUAGUUCUUCGGACUCGGCCACCGGGGUCUCUGCACGGCCAGGCAGCUGUUACCCGAUCCUGAGGCGGUUCUUCGGCCAAUCAUGCCACCACGGCAUCCGGCGUUCAUCGCGGUCGUCGUCCACGCCUCCAAGGCCUGACCGGCAAAAGGCGCCCUCACGUUCGUCACUGACGCUGACCUCUGACUGCCUACCCUCAGACGAAGAACAAACUGAACUUUCAAAGUUGUGCACCGAUUGUCGGGAUUCCAAUUUUGACGAAAACAAGGAAUGUUCCAAGGUUUCGACUUCCAAGAGCGCCAACCUGGUUUCCUCACACUGCGCUGUCCGAAGGAAUGAGUGCGCUGGCGUACUUUCGAGUGCCGCCGUGGUAUCCGCGCCGUUUACGUACGCAUCGAUGGCCGAUAACAUCAGCGCUUCUCACAGCUAUGCGGGCUUCGCAAGCUUACCUAACCAAGUUUAUCGCCGGGUGAUCAGGAAGGGCUUCGAGUUCACCCUCAUGGUAGUUGGUGAAUCCGGGCUUGGUAAGUCGACGCUCGUCAACUCCAUGUUCAUGGCUAACAUCUACGGAAGCGAAUACCCUGGGCCGUCUCAUCGCGUCAAGAAAACGACGUGCGUCGAAGCUACGCGAGUUAGGCUAAGGGAAGGCAGCGUCGACCUCACACUGACCGUUGUGGACACGCCAGGCUUCGGCGAUGCCGUAGACAACAACCUGUCCUGGCAGCCAAUAUCCGACUACAUAGAAGCUAUGAACGCGCAGUACUUCACCGCUGAAUCCAGAGUUCGUCGAGAGGCUUUCCGCGAUAACCGAGUCCACUGCUGCCUGUACUUUAUCCCGCCAGUGGUACAUGGGCUCAGACCCCUGGAUAUCGAAUUCAUGAAAAGAUUGCAUGAUAAAGUGAACCUCGUCCCAGUGAUCGCCAAAGCGGACACUAUGACAGCGGAGGAGUGCAGGAGGUUCAAGCGUAUGAUCUUGAGAGAGAUUAGAUGGAAUAAGAUUAGCCUUUACGAAUUUCCGAAUGCUGAAGAUGAGGAAGAAAGAAAGCUGCAAAGUUCGCUCAAAGAACGUGUUCCAUUCGCUGUAAUCGGCAGCGAUACGACGAUGGAAGCGAACGGUCGAAAAUUCAAGGGUCGCAGUUACCCUUGGGGAGUUGUAGACAUCGAAAACUCUGAUAUUUGCGACUAUAAUGCGUUGCGGGAUAUGCUUAUUAGGACCAACACUCAAGACCUGAAGCAAGUCACGAACGACGUUCACUACGAAAACUAUCGCCGACAAAAGCUGGCUAUUCUCAAACGGCCGGAAGAACCAGAUCGUGCUAGUCUCAACAAUAACCUCCUGUCGCGUAUCAAACACGAGCUGAAAGAAAACGAAGCUAGCCUGCUGCGAACGAGAAAAGUAAUGGAACAAGGAUUCAAGAUAAAGAUUCAAGAGAAAACACAAACUCUCAAAGAGAUGGAAGUGGGCGCCUUGAGAAAGCAUGAACAGAUGAUGAAGGACCUCGAGCAGAAGAAGAUGAAACUGAAAGAGAAGCGCAGAAACUUUGAAGACGACAAGACCAAGUUUGAAGCAGUCUACGAGGACAAGGAAAACAUCUUUCGCAAAAACAUAACCUUGCGCGAUUCUGAAGAACAUACGGAAUGGAAAGAUGAUGGCAACUGA
Messenger RNA from Rhipicephalus sanguineus (brown dog tick), 1683 nucleotides. Its product is annotated as septin-7. Gene Ontology annotation, molecular function: GTP binding; GTPase activity; molecular adaptor activity. Gene Ontology annotation, cellular component: septin complex; microtubule cytoskeleton; cell division site. The record is from RefSeq and is a predicted model, not a curated record. The transcript has a single exon. NCBI's taxonomy places the organism in Eukaryota, Metazoa, Arthropoda, Arachnida, Ixodida, Ixodidae. Bases 1 to 1683 code for a protein of 560 amino acids. Gene Ontology annotation, biological process: cytoskeleton-dependent cytokinesis; cilium assembly.